AGCCACCAGCCCGGUUUUCAGCCACAUUCGCUGAUGGGUGGCUCGCUAAGCCAUGGAUGCUUGGUGCCCUGUAAUGCGGUGGAUCACACUGAGCACCUCUUCAAGCCGGCGCAGCGCGCCGUGGCCGUGCCGAGCCUGCCCAGCGGCAGAGAGGAGAGCGGGUGCUGCUUGGCCUGGUCGAUCGCCAAAGAGUGCGCCGACACGGUGCAGUCCGAGCAGCUCCUGCAGCUGCACCACCAGAUCACACUGCAGGCGAGCUACUUCCAGGCAAAGGUGCUGGCGAUGGACGCAACCAACGGGGUGCUGAGUGGUGGGAAGGCGGACUCCAUGACCCGCAUGGGCCAGUUGUUGAGCCGCUGGGCGCUCUCGCAGCAGCCGCCUCUGCUUCUUCACCUCGGGGUGGAUCUGGGGAUGCUGGCCCCGAUGAACCUCCCGGUCUCGGGGACGCAAGCCUGGCACGGCCCUUGCGCCGUAGGGGCCAAGCUGCUAAUGAGCAGCAGCCGCCGCCCGGGGAUGGUGCACAUGUCCAGCGCCGUCAAGGAGCAGCUGAGUGCUCUGCGCUUCGCGAGUAUGAUCCUGGGCCGGAGCUCGAGCUUCUACCUCGACGCCUUUACGGAGGUCUUGGAUGAGGAAGCCACCACUCCACCCCUUUCCAGCGAGAAUGGCAGCGAGAAGAUGCGGUUCGAAGACUUCUCUGCGAUGCUGGGGAAGCAGGUGGACCUGAGCCGCUUCGGCAAGGGCGCCGCCAAGACGGUGCGGCAGUUUUACCAGGAGGUGGUGGAGGAAGAGAAUAGCUACCUCGAGGUCAACGGAUCCCUGCGGCGGCACGUUGAGCUCGUCAGGAUCUCCCUGCGGGUGCGCUGCCCCUGGGGCAAGCAGCGGGAGCUGCGCAUCAAGUGCGUGGUGAGCCCGGACGGGUCGCGCGAGAGGAACCGGCCGUUGGCCAUGGCUCUCCGGGACGGCGACACCUGGCGCAGGGCGGUGCAGCGGUGUUUCCAGAACUUCGGCCUGGAGCCCGACCUGCAGCAGCUUUGCUUCAGCAUCGACCAGCAGGCCUACUCCUACGAGGAGACGGUGGCUGACUCGAGGACGGUGCCGGGGAUUCCGACGGCCUACAAGACGCACAAGAUCGUGAUCAUGGUGAAGAACCCCUCUAAGGCGGAGCUGUCCUGCCUGGGGCUGCCGGAGGGCACGGACUUCACCACCCAACUGGGCGAUGAGGAGCGGCACUGGACCUGGGCAGAGGUCACCCAGGCCAAGGGCGAGGAGGAGCUGCUGCGUUUGCUGCAGCUCCACGGCGUCGAUUGCUCGGACCCUCGGAGCUUCUGCGAGCUCCACGAGGAGGUCUACGAGAAGCGGCUCUCCCGGCUCCAGGUGGUGAGCAAUGAGCUGGUGCGGCAAGUGCGAGUGGUGAAAGUCUGGCUCUGUGCCUUCAUCCUCAACUGCAAGCACGUGCUGAUCGUCAAGACCAAGCAGAAAGAGGGCGGCGCCGCCGACGGCCAUGGCCUGCGGACGCUGUCCAUGCGCAUGGACGCGGGCCAAGACUGGGAGGUGGCGCUGCGCGAUGCUCUCUGGAAGCGUCUGGGCAUCCCGGAGCAGCUGCAGCGGGAGGAGCUAUACUGCCACCUGGCGGCGCAAACUCAGGAGGUGGAGUACUCCAGGAGCUUCCCUGGACUCAAGACCACCUACGACAUUUUCGAGGUGCACUGCGAGGUGUUGCACCCCCAGGACCAGCGAUGGCAGGGAAUCGGCCUGCCAGGCGCGCUGGACUUCACCUAUCUGCGCAAGGACCAGGUGGCGGGGCAGAUGGAGGCGGUGGUCACCCGCUGGAGCUGGUGCGAGGCCUCCAGAAGCAUCACCGCUGCGGCGGCCAGCCUCAAGCUCAGCAGCACUGAGGGGGAUGACAAGGGCCAGGUGUUGCCGCCGGAGAUUCUGCCUGUGCGCGGCUCCAGCGAACUGUUGGUGAGCCGCGUGAUGGAGGGCAGGGCCGCCGACUGGCCCCGUGCACGGAGGGCAGCGGAGCUGAUCCGGUCGCCAGAGUACUCCACGCGGGACUUUUACAAUGACGUGGUGGCCGCUUUCCCGGAACUGCGGCUCUACUCCGUGGUGCGAGUCAACGACCGAAGAAAUGACCUGGUCAUGAGCACCUCGGCGAAUCGCUCGGGCGCGGACGAGUUCCAGCGAACCAUCGGGGCGCUCUUCUGCAUCUUCUGGCUCAUGCGCACCCACUUGGACGGCAAGGAGUGCUUCUGCUUCGGCCUGAACAGCGAGUGGCAGUCGGGCAUGGAGGAGUUGAGGCAACUCCCAGAGGAAGAGACACAGUUCAAGCGCCGGAUGAACUUCUACACCAACGCCAACUGGGGCGCCAUCGAAGACCUCUUCCGCGGCGCGGGCUUAUUGCGCCCGGAGGGCGGCCAUGACACCGAGAGGACCUUGGCCAUGCUGGUCCUGAUGACGAUCCACGACAUCAUGAAGCUGGACAUCCUACGGCCCUCCGUUCUGGCGGAAGAGUUCUGUGGGUACAAGCCCGGGGACGUGAUCGGGGACCACGACCUGGCGCUGAGCUACGUGCUGGAGAGGUGCCCGGAGGCAUUGCCCUCCUUCGCGGGGCUGCUGCCGGAGCUCCAGGAGAGCAUCCGGUUCACCCACUGCAAGCUGGACUACAACAUGGGCUGGCUGGUGCAGGGCGAGGCUCACCCCGGCGCCCUCUUCCGGGCCUUUCGGAAGGUCAUUCUGUCCCAUGAGAAGGCGCGCAGCCAGCUGGACGUGGCCUUUUACUUCGUCUAUUGGUUCGCGGAUCUGGCGGGGGCGGAGGCGUCGCCGCUGACGGGCUGCGAGAAGUUCGUGCUGAAGUUCCCUCUGCACGUGCUGUCCAGCUUCAUCGACUCCUUCCCCGUGGUUUGGAAGCUGGGGCCCCACACGGAGACCGAGGUGCUGGAGAACUACUUGAUCUGGCGCUGGGGCUCGCUCCCGGCCAACCUAGGGCCCCCGCCCAAAGGCGCUGGGGCCAUUGCCAAGCUGCGCCUGGUUCUCAUGGCGCAGGGCGACUCCUUUGAGGUGAUGCGGCAGUUCAAGCAGCUUCCAAAGUCGGAUGCGACUAUCCUGAGCAAGGAGCUGGCGAUCACAGGCUGCCAGGGCCAGCACUUCCUCUGCGACGACUCGAGGGAGUCCAGGGGCCCGGCGAUCCUCGUGUACUACGCGCCGGCGCUCAUGCAGAAGGCUGGGAGGAAGGACCCCCUCGGCGCUCUCAGGAUCUUGGCGGAGGUCCUGCGCAAGGCUCGGGUCUUGUGGCCCUUGAACGAGCGCGAGGCGGAGAAGACGGUGCUGGUGCGCAUCGAUGUCCUGAAAGAGCUCGAGGUCAGCGAAAUUCUGGACCCCGCCGGAGGUGCUCAGUUCAUGUUGGUGCGGAACAGCUUGCACGACGGACAGGUGAAGUUGGGCUUCGAGCACGAAGGCUCCUCUGAGGUUCUCCGAUUCGGCCGCGAUCGCUUCUUGCCGAAGCCUCGCCACCACUCGCUCCCCAUGCCCUCCUUCCUCUCCUUCGCCACCAAAAGCGCCUGAGAAAGCUGCGACGCGCGACUUGAACACUUCGAAGGUCC
Molecule: messenger RNA, 3599 nt
Organism: Effrenium voratum
Lineage: Eukaryota; Dinophyceae; Suessiales; Symbiodiniaceae
Source: the annotation of a GenBank genome assembly